Salvelinus sp. IW2-2015 is the source of this 894-nucleotide messenger RNA. RefSeq names its product interleukin-17 receptor A-like. Gene Ontology annotation, molecular function: interleukin-17 receptor activity. The record is from RefSeq and is a predicted model, not a curated record. NCBI's taxonomy places the organism in Eukaryota, Metazoa, Chordata, Actinopteri, Salmoniformes, Salmonidae.
CAAGCCUAAACUACCUGUAUUUCAUUCUCAGAAUUGAAGGCUUCACAUUGUACCAUCACAACACAUCUCCAAUACAUGUUAUCCUGCAGAACAUUUCUCGAGGAGAAUGGACCUGUACUGCGUUUGGGUGAUCAUCUUUGGACUGACUCGGACGUCAACUCUCAGGAUUCUGGAAUGGCCACCCCUGAACUGCACACAACCGGAUCUUCAAUGCAGCGUUCAAAUUAAUAACUGUUCAGAUGAGGGCUGGAUUKAACCCAGACACCAGGCGCCUAACGGUCCAGUGUGGCACUCAGGUUCACAGCAGCAUGUGUUUGUGAGGAGAGGGGAGAGUGGUGAUCUGCUGCCCGUGGUCUCUCUGAGCUGGAGCCUUCAGAUCAAUGGAGGUGUAGGCGGCAUCCGUGGUACCGAGGUGCACGUCACUGAAGAGGACAGUAAUCAAAGCAUAUGUGUCCAAUACAUCUUCCAUAACAAAAUCCACAACAUGAUGACGAACUGGAACCCGUGGACAUUUUCCUUGGACAGAGUUGUGGUGGACCCUGAAUACAAGUAUUCUGUUUCGAUCUACAACUUACCAAAACCAGACCUGGGGAAUUACAGUCUUGACAAAAUCUUUACAGUCCCAGGAUGCAAGGAUCCAAGCAUAAAAGCAGCCAAGGUGUGUUUGGAAAACGGCAGUCUUUGGUAUCCCCAGUUGUCCUGGACUGUGGCAGUGGAUGGAGGAGAGAGACUGAUCAUCACAGUGGGUUUUAAUACAGCUGAGUUCUCUGAGGAAUACCAGAUAUCCAUCAAGAACACUCAACACUCACAGCAUGUCAUGAGGGUAGGUAUCUGUGGUCAACAACACUCACAGCAUGUCAUCAGGUAGGUAUCUGUGGUCAACAACUCCAGCAU